Saimiri boliviensis boliviensis (Bolivian squirrel monkey) is the source of this 6340-nucleotide messenger RNA. The record is from RefSeq and is a predicted model, not a curated record. Lineage: Eukaryota; Metazoa; Chordata; Mammalia; Primates; Cebidae.
CAGCGGCUUGGGGCCCGAAGCGGCCAUGGCCGGCGGGAGCUGAGGGAGGGGCGCUCCGCGGAGCGAGGCCGCGGGGGCCCAGCUGGUGCUCGGAGCGUGGGGGUUGAGGUGGGGGCGGCCGGGAGCCCGGAGUGGGGGCUGCGGCCGAGGCAUUCCGGCCUCCCAGGUCCACGGCGAGAAGCCGAGGGAGGGGAGGGGGUGCUAAGCAAGACCCUAGUCCCCGCGUCCCGAACCUGGGCACGCUCGGAGAGACGGGGAUAAGGAGAUGCCAGGAGCGUGCGGCGUGGAGGAUGGGUUUGGGGAAGCGCGCGGCCCCCAGUUUGGUGGGGGGGCUCCCGGAGGACGGAGCAAGCUCCCGGACCCUUGUCCACAACACAGACAUACACACUUGUUGGGCUACUAGCUCGGCUCACUCAGGCGCUUCCAGCUUCCCGCAGGCACCCAGAGGGCCAGAUCAUGGACAUACAUACACACAUACAUAUAUCCGUACAUAUGUGCACACAGACAUACCUCCCGCACACCAGCGCCCACUGGGGCACCGUCACCAGCUCGAAAUCCGCUUCUGUGUCUGCACGAUCAGCAGCACGGACACACAACCCGUGGCUUUACAGAGCAACAACACAACCGAGUGUGACACCCCGCGACGUGGACACACAAACACAAUCUCAUGCCCUUAUGUAUGAGUGUCACAGCCACGGUUCGCUACAUGAACCCUCAAAACCUAGCCAUCCCUUACAUUUCUUUAAGGAACACACCCUACCAUAUAUUGUCUUACCCACUUCUUGGCCAGAACAUAUGUACACAGCACAGGUCUCCUUGCACCCCUCGACUGCACCCACACAAACACACAACCCAGUAUCUCAGCACACGCUUGACGGCACACACCCUAACACAGUCAGUGGCACCUACAGCAGCGCCUCACCGUCACAAACACAGAACCCACUGUUUCACCCAUCUUAACACUGGGUGUCACACACACCUUAAACCAACAGUGUCACAUUACACCCUGCAGCGCACACACACAAACACACACACUCCGUUCCUCUCCCUCGGAGUCCUGAUUCAGGCUAGAGAAGCCGCCGGGAUCCCUCAGCUAGCCCCCAGCGCCCCGUCACCUUAAUCACGACAUUGUUAUUGUAAAUACCGGCACAGCGGGAACCCUGGACCGGCCUGCCGACUUCCCAGCCGGCGCCUCCCCAGCCCCCACUCCCGGGCCCAACUGGCCGCUGUUCCGGGAACUAGUUGGACCUGGCUGGCCAAGCCAUCACGCCUCCCCGGGGCUCCGGGGUCCCAGGUUCCUUUGCAGAGGGUGCGAGGCGGGGACUGUGAUUGCCACCCUCUUCCGGCCAUUUAGCUGAGUUUUCGGAGCCACCUGGGUCCCCAGCACACCUGGGUCCCGCACACCUUCGUGGAUCCCGCACGCCUCGGCCCGUUUCACACCUAAGCGCCCCCUCCGCCUGGUCCCAGCUGUAGGCCAGUGUGUGCGCGGGCAGGCCCUGGAGCCAGAAUGGAGAUCGCAGCAGCCACAGGAGCAGAAUUUGGAGGCGACAUGGUCUCGCACCCCUUCCCCUCCUCCCAGCUACCCUCCGGUGCUUGGCGUCUACCUGGAGAGACAGAGAACUCAGGAACAGGUGUACAAUACUGAAGCCGAACAACAACACAGGCGGGCGGUGUCCCAGUCAGCCCAGUGAUUCAUUACCUUGGGAUCGGAGCAGACAAUAAGCAGCUCCCUCCUGAUUCUGGCGCCUGCCAGGAUGGGGCCCCUGAGGCGCAGCCCGGGCCCUGGGGGGCAACGGCUACUGCUGUCUUCCAUGCUUCUAGCAGUGCUGCUCCUGCUGGCUCCAUCCCCAGGCCACGCCACUCGGGUAGUAUACAAGGUGCUGGAGGAACAGCCGCCCAACACCCUCAUCGGGAGCCUCGCAGCCGACUAUGGUUUUCCAGAUGUGGGGCACCUGUACAAGCUAGAGGUGGGUGCCCCAUACCUUCGCGUGGAUGGCAAGACAGGUGACAUUUUCACCACUGAGACCUCCAUCGACCGUGAGGGGCUCCGUGAAUGCCAGAACCAGCUCCCUGGUGAGCCCUGCAUCCUGGAGUUUGAGGUGUCUAUCACAGACCUUGUGCAGAACGGCAGCCCCCGGUUGCUAGAGGGCCAGAUAGAAGUACAAGACAUCAACGACAACACACCUAACUUUGCCUCACCAGUCAUCACUCUGGCCAUCCCCGAGAACACCAAUAUCGGCUCACUCUUCCCCAUCCCGCUGGCUUCAGAUCGUGAUGCUGGUCCCAACGGCGUGGCAUCCUAUGAGCUGCAGGCCGGGCCUGAAGCCCAGGAGCUAUUUGGGCUGCAGGUAGCAGAGGACCAGGAGGAGAAGCAACCACAGCUCAUUGUGAUGGGCAACCUGGACCGUGAGCGCUGGGACUCCUACGACCUCACCAUCAAGGUGCAGGAUGGCGGCAGCCCCCCACGUGCCAGCAGUGCCCUGCUGCGUGUCACCGUGCUCGACACCAAUGACAACGCCCCCAAAUUUGAGCGGCCCUCCUAUGAGGCCGAACUAUCUGAGAAUAGCCCCAUAGGCCACUCGGUCAUCCAGGUGAAGGCCAAUGACUCAGACCAAGGUGCCAAUGCAGAGAUUGAAUACACGUUCCACCAGGCGCCCGAAGUUGUGAGGCGUCUUCUUCGACUGGACAGAAACACUGGACUUAUCACUGUUCAGGGCCCCGUGGACCGUGAGGACUUAAGCACCCUGCGCUUCUCAGUGCUUGCUAAGGACCGAGGCACCAACCCCAAGAGUGCCCGUGCCCAGGUGGUUGUGACCGUGAAGGACAUGAAUGACAAUGCCCCCACCAUUGAGAUCCGGGGCAUAGGACUGGUGACCCAUCAAGAUGGGAUGGCUAACAUCUCAGAAGAUGUGGCAGAGCAGACAGCUGUGGCCCUGGUGCAGGUAUCUGACCGAGAUGAGGGAGAGAAUGCAGCUGUCACCUGUGUGGUAGCAGGUGAUGUGCCCUUCCAGCUGCGCCAGGCCAGUGAGACAGGCAGUGACAGCAAGAAGAAGUAUUUCCUGCAGACCACCACCCCACUGGACUACGAGAAGGCCAAAGACUACACCAUUGAGAUUGUGGCUGUGGACUCUGGCAACCCCCCACUCUCCAGCACCAAUUCCCUCAAGGUGCAGGUGGUGGAUGUCAAUGACAAUGCACCUGUCUUCACUCAGAGUGUCACUGAGGUCGCCUUCCCAGAAAACAACAAGCCUGGUGAAGUGAUCGCUGAGGUCACUGCCAGUGAUGCUGACUCUGGCUCUAAUGCUGAGCUGGUUUAUUCUCUGGAGCCUGAGCCGGCUGCUAAGGGCCUCUUUACCAUUUCACCUGAGACUGGAGAGAUCCAGGUGAAGACAUCUCUGGAUCGGGAACAGCGGGACAGCUAUGAGUUGAAGGUGGUGGCAGCUGACCGGGGCAGCCCUAGCCUCCAGGGCACAGCCACUGUCCUUGUCAAUGUGCUGGACUGCAAUGACAAUGACCCCAAAUUUAUGCUGAGUGGCUACAACUUCUCAGUGAUGGAGAACAUGCCAGCGCUGAGUCCAGUGGGCAUGGUGACUGUCAUUGAUGGAGACAAGGGGGAGAAUGCCCGGGUGCAGCUCUCAGUGGAGCAGGACAAUGGUGACUUUGUUAUCCAGAAUGGCACAGGCACCAUCCUCUCCAGCCUGAGCUUCGAUCGAGAGCAACAAAGCACCUACACCUUCCAGCUGAAGGCGGUGGAUGGUGGCGUCCCACCUCGCUCAGCGUAUGUUGGUGUCACCAUCAAUGUGCUAGACGAGAAUGACAACGCACCCUAUAUCACUGCUCCUUCUAACGCCUCUCACCGGCUGCUGACCCCCCAGACACGUCUUGGUGAGACGGUCAGCCAAGUGGCAGCCGAGGACUUUGACUCUGGUGUCAAUGCUGAGCUGAUCUACAGUAUCGCAGGUGGCAACCCUUACGGACUCUUCCAGAUUGGAUCACAUUCAGGUGCCAUCACCCUGGAGAAGGAGAUUGAGCGGCGCCACCAUGGGCUACACCGCCUGGUGGUUAAGGUCAGUGACCGUGGCAAGCCCCCACGCUAUGGCACAGCCUUGGUCCACCUUUAUGUCAAUGAGACUCUGGCCAACCGCACGCUGCUGGACACCCUCCUGGGCCACAGCUUGGACACGCCACUGGAUAUUGACAUCGCUGGAGAUCCAGAAUACGAGCGCUCCAAGCAGCGUGGCAACAUUCUCUUUGGUGUGGUGGCCGGUGUGGUGGCCGUGGCCUUGCUCAUCGCCCUGGCGGUUCUUGUGCGCUACUGCCGGCAGCGGGAGGCCAAGAGUGGUUACCAGGCUGGUAAAAAGGAGACCAAGGACCUGUACGCCCCCAAGCCCAGUGGCAAGGCCUCCAAGGGAAACAAAAGCAAGGGCAAGAAGAGCAAGUCCCCGAAGCCUGUGAAGCCAGUGGAGGAUGAGGAUGAGGCCGGGCUGCAGAAGUCCCUCAAGUUCAACCUGAUGAGCGAUGCCCCUGGGGACAGUCCCCGAAUCCACCUGCCCCUCAACUACCCACCGGGCAGCCCUGACCUGGGUCGCCACUACCGCUCUAACUCCCCACUGCCUUCCAUCCAGCUGCAGCCCCAGUCACCCUCGGCCUCCAAGAAGCACCAGGUGGUACAGGACCUGCCACCUGCAAACACAUUCGUGGGCACCGGGGACACCACGUCCACGGGCUCUGAGCAGUACUCCGACUACAGCUACCGAACCAACCCCCCCAAAUACCCCAGCAAGCAGUUACCUCACCGCCGCGUCACCUUCUCAGCCACCAGCCAGGCCCAGGAGCUGCAGGACCCAUCCCAGCACAGUUACUAUGAUAGUGGCCUGGAGGAGUCUGAGACACCAUCCAGCAAGUCAUCCUCGGGGCCUCGACUCGGUCCCCUGGCCCUGCCUGAGGAUCACUAUGAGCGCACCACCCCUGACGGCAGCAUAGGAGAGAUGGAGCACCCCGAGAAUGACCUUCGCCCUUUGCCUGAUGUCGCCAUGACAGGCACAUGUACCCGGGAGUGCAGCGAGUUUGGCCACUCUGACACAUGCUGGAUGCCUGGCCAGUCAUCUCCCAGCCGCCGGACCAAGAGCAGCGCCCUCAAACUCUCCACCUUCGUGCCUUACCAGGACCGAGGAGGGCAGGAGCCUGCGGGCGCCGGCAGCCCCAGCCCCCCGGAAGACCGGAACACCAAAACGGCCCCCGUGCGCCUCCUGCCCUCCUACAGUGCCUUCUCCCACAGUAGCCAUGAUUCCUGCAAGGACUCGGCCACCUUGGAGGAAAUCCCCCUGACCCAGACCUCGGACUUCCCACCCGCAGCCACACCGGCAUCUGCCCAGACGGCCAAGCGCGAGAUCUACCUGUGAGCCCCCUUCUGGCCGGCCGGUCCCCCUCCCCCAGCCGCCGGCCAGUUCCCAAAUGGGCCCAUUCCAGGGCCUCACUCUCGACCCCUUCAGCGUGGACUUCCUGGCCAGGGCCCCAAGUUGGGGGUAACACUGGCCUCAUGACCACGCUGGCCCUUCUCCCAUGCAGGGUCCAGGUCCUCUCCGCUCAUUUCCAUCUCCCAGCCCCCAGGGGCCCCUUCCCCUUUAUGGGGUUUCCCCCAGCUAAUGCCCAAGAGGGCUCCUCUACAAUGACUGGGCUCCUUUCCUUGACUUCCAGGGAGCACCCCCCUCGAUUUGGGCAGAUGGUGGAGUCAAGGGUGGGCAGCACACUCCUAACUCAUUGUUUCCCUCAUGGCCGACCAGGGCGGGGAUAGCACGCCCAAUUUUAGCCCUGAAGCAGGGCUGAGCUGGGGAGCCCCUUUCCCUGGGAGCUCCCAGAGGAAACUCUUGACCGCUAGGGGCUCCCUGAAGGGCUUUCAUUACCAAAGGUGGGGUAGGGACGGGGGGUGGGUGGGAGUGGAGCGGAGGCCUCGUCUUCCCUUGCUGCCCCUGGGCUGGCCCACCUGCCUGCCACAUGCCCACGCCUAGUCCCAUCCGGGCCCCCCUUCCCUGCUGGUCAUGCAGUGUCUGUAUAUAAGGACCUUGGAAUGACGUUCCCAUUUCUGCCUGAUUUGCAACUUUUAUUGUUGAUGUUGUGUUGUCUUGGGGGACCCCUCUGGCGGGGGACCUGCCCUGUGCCCCCUCUUCCCUGCCGCAGUGCCCCCCCAACCCAGGCCUCUAUUGUUCCGUGUUGUAAAUACCCCUGGGGCCAUGGUGGGAUGGGGGUGCAGGCCAGGAAAACAACGGGUGGGUGGGGGUGGGGACGGGGGUAACAUUUGCCUAUCAGCAGAGCUGGGCUUUUAUUUAAUUUUUUUUAAAAA